CUGCGGGUGGCCUCGCAGCCGCCUCAGCACCGCCCUCUGCUGCCCGUUACAUGACACACUGGCGUUAUUUGGGGGCGCUCAGGGCUGACUCCUGGCGGGGUACCGGGACCCUGUGUGGUGGGAGGGGUCAGACAGGUCCCAGCUGCCUCAAGAACCUUAACUGUGCGACUUAACUGCCAACUCCCCUUUUCUUGUAUGUGUGUCCUGGGCCUGUGUGAAUGUGUGUGCGUGCGCGCGUGUGUGUGUGUGCGCGCGCGCGCUCGUGUGUCCCCUGCGAUGUAACCCAGGGCCUUCCUUGGUGGCGUGGUUCUGCAUCCCUGACACUCCCUCUCGUCAGGUACACGAUGCCCCUCUGUGGCCCCUUCUCUCGUGCUCCCCGUCUAAGGCAUCCUCACCCCAUUGUUCUCCGCUUCUGGAGAGCGAGUUGUCUGAGAGUGGCCCGGGCUGGCCCCUCCCCAGCAAGGCUUGCUCAGCAGCCCGAGAGCCGAGCCCAGGGGGACGCUCGGAGUAAAGCAGGUGACGUUCCAAGUCCGAGUCAGUGUUUGUGCAGCACAGAGGAAGGGACGGAAGUGGGCGCGCCAGAACCGAGGGCCAGGACUUGCGGGAGAAUGACAGUGAUGUGGCCGGAGAGGUGGCGUGUGACUUCAGACGCUUGUCUUACAUCCCACUCACCCUGGUUUGACCCAGGCACCACAUGUGUUCCCUCGAGCACUGCCAGGGGUCACUUCUGAGCAUAGAGCCAAGAAUAGCUCCUGAGCACUGCUAGGCGGAGCCCCCCACCCCUGAUAAGAGGGCUGUGAUUGUGGCUCUGUCCCGUGGGCUAGCCUAAGUGAAGGUGCUAAAAUUGUCUUUGUUAUGUGUGAGACGCUUUUUUAUUUUGUUCUGUUUGGGGUUUAUACCUGGCUCAGGUGUAACCCCUGGCUCUGCGCUAAGGAAUCAGCUCCUGGCGGUGCUCAGGGGAGCCCAUGAGGUGCCCUUGGAUGGUCGAAUUGCCCAAGGGCAGGACUGGCUGCCAGGGGACCCGGACCUGGACUGGAGGGCUGGACUCUCCUGCAGGGGGAGCGGAGGCCCCCUCAGUCACCAGUGGCCAGUGGCUUGGCUGGUUACAGCCAGGCCGUGGAGUCCACGCAGAACUCGGGCCCCGGGAGGCGGCCCAGAGGACUGAGGGGCUUCUUAUGCAGGAGCCCCAGGUUUGAUCCCAGCACCCCGUUGUCCCUUGAGCACUGCCAAGACUGCCCCCUCCCCAACACCCCUGGAGGGGGAGUUUCCGGGUCGGUGGGAGAGAGCGGUGGCCAGGGGGCAGGUCUGUCCUCCUCACCCUCCUCACCCCUUUCUCCCAUGCUUCCUGCCCUGAGUUGACUGCAAACCUCUCCUGAUUUUCAGUGACCUGUUCCCCUGGGUCCUGUGAGCUGCUCUGCUUGAACCCAAGGAAGGGGUCAGCAGCAGGGGAACCAGUGGCAGCCUGGACUUGCCUAGGCAUCCAGGUGGGGGCAGGAAGGACCCACACUGGUGGCCGGGUGCUGGUGCUGACUCUGGCACCCAGUGCUGGGAAGACUCCGCCAGACUCUGCUAUGCGCCAGGCCUCUCCUAGUCCUGUUGGGUCUGUUCUGAGACGCCCCCCCGGCCCCCGCUUCCCAAAUGAAUGUACCAAGACUCCAGUGGUCACUUCUGAGUAAAGAGCCAGCGAAAACUCUUGGAAGCGCAACGCCCAGAAAACCUGUCUUAUCUGUGAGUGCUAGAAAACUCAAGGACAAUGCUGCCGACUGGCAUAAUUUAAUCCUGAAAUGGGAAACCCUCAAUGACAAGGGGUUUGCUACUGCAAACAGUAUUGCCAACCUGAAGCUCAGUUUACUGGAUAAAGACAAGAUAGAGUUAGAGGGCGGAGGCCCGUCUUACGCUGAAAAUGCAGAGACAGUGUUUCCAGAAUAUUCUAAGGAGCUGGAGGUGCUGUGUGAGGAGCUGCAGGCCACCCUGGACGGGCUGACCAAAAUACAGGUGAAAAUGGAAAAGCUGACUUCCACGACCAGAGGGGUGUGCGAGCUGGAAAACUACCAUCACGGGGCGGAGGGGACACGGCCCCCCAUGUUUGAUACCUGGCCCACGGCCCAGUUCUACACCGUGGCCCACACACUCUGUGCCAUGUACACAAAGGAGCUGCUCCUGAAACGCGCCAUCUGUGAGGGGCUGCCCCACACCUCCAACCGCGACCUGGUCCUGAGCUUCCUGUCCAUGUGGCUGCACCAGCCCUACCUGGAGAGUGACGCAGUGCUGCAGCUGGAGGGCAUGCUGCUGGAGACGGGCCACCGGGCGUCCUGAGACGGGCCACCGGGCGUCCUGAGCCCGCGCUGGGGGCCGCUGGAGACGGGCCACCGGGCGUCCUGAGCCCGCGCUGGGGGCUGCUGGAGACGGGCCACCGGGAGCAUUGCUCGGGGACUGUUCCAGGCCACCGGGCCCCCGGGAGCUCCGCUCUGGGGGCUGCUGGGGAUGGACCCCGUGAGCCCCAUGCUCGGGAGACUGCCAGAGGCCCCGGGCCCCGCGGGCCGCGCUCGGGGUGUGCGUGAACUCCAGGCCUGCCGAUCGCUGUCUCCUGGACUGCUCGAGUGUGCUGCUUCCACUCCGUGCUUGUCUGCUGGCGUGGGGUGUUCUCGUGUGGUAUGACAGCUGUUGAAACGCUGCGGCGGGGCCGCCUUGGGAGCGCAAGGCCGGGCGGGUCCUGCCACGCUGCUCCGCAGAGGUCCUGUUCUCGGGUUCCACGGCAGGAGCUGUGCACGCACGGCCCCGCUGUGACUGCUCUGAGCGCCGAGACCAAAGGCGGCGAUGCCCAGAGAGCACGUGCUAGGCUGCCAGCAGUGCAGGGCGGGCGGGGCUCUGUGACAGCUCACGGCCCUGGGUUCGAUCCCAGGUGUCGGCCCCCACAGAAACGGAUGAAUAAAAGCUUCUGUCAGUGAA
This is a messenger RNA of Sorex araneus (European shrew), 2949 nucleotides long. It is a transcript of the gene CINP, whose product is annotated as cyclin dependent kinase 2 interacting protein. The transcript has 5 exons. The record is from RefSeq and is a predicted model, not a curated record. The coding region runs from base 1639 to 2316 and encodes 225 amino acids. Lineage: Eukaryota; Metazoa; Chordata; Mammalia; Eulipotyphla; Soricidae.